Messenger RNA from Oldenlandia corymbosa var. corymbosa, 3715 nucleotides. The record is from the annotation of a GenBank genome assembly. Lineage: Eukaryota; Viridiplantae; Streptophyta; Magnoliopsida; Gentianales; Rubiaceae.
CCUAAUCUCAAAACUAAUCCUUGAUUACUACGAAACCUUAAGUGAGAUUAAAUGUCCAAACUUGAGUUGUUGGGGGCAGUUGGUCCGAAAUUUCGCAUAUAGCUUCAUGGUCCACCCAGCCCACUGGGCCAUCCAGCCCUCUUCAAGUUAAACCAACCAACCAACCAACCAUCGGGAAUUAAAACUAACGGUUCCGUUUCACCUUUUCCCUCUUUUUUUGUUUCCCUCUUAUUCCCGUGUUCUUCAUCAGCAGCUUAAAGCAGCAAAUGAACAAAUCUCAGAAGGUUUCAUUCAACCAGAAUCUUCUGCAAUUACUGAAAUUCUGACUAUAUGAUGAAUUAGAAGGGAAAAUAUUAAAGCCAAUAAUGCAGAAUCUAGGACCUACUCUGUUUUCUUGUUUUUUUUUUAAUCUUAGUUCUUCUUCUUCCUAGGAAUUCGCGAAGCUUGCCACGGAGGUGACAACAUCGUUCCUCCGCAUAUCCCGCAAUACUUGCAGAUGAUUAAAACCAACAGUACAAUGAUUGACAAAGAUCUUUGAUUUCUCUCUCCUACAACACAAAAAUUUCUUUUUUUUUUUCUUUCGUUUGACAUUUCCUACCCACCAAAAAAAAAGAGAAAAAAAGCUCUGUUUUUGAGGAAACUUCUGUUCUUUACAGCCAAUGAGUCCAUCCACGUAGGGGUCAUUGAUUCUCUUCUUCUCACGAAAAAAGGAUAAGGAAAAAAGAUUUCUUUUCUUUUUUUUUUUUCCCUGUUUUUUGACCCCAAUUAUCCAUCCCCAUCCAAACGGUCGAUCUGGGAAUUGGUUCAUAGCAAUCAUUCCCCCACCCCAUUAUUAUUUUCCGAUCGAUUCGUUUGAUGGGUUUUGGGGGGUCAUGGGUUGUAUCAGCUCGAAACAGGCCCGGUCUAAGAAGAAGUCGCCGCCUGCUUUCGAUUCCUCAGUGAUUAUCCGGCAAAAUGGUUCCGGUUCCGGUAUCUUAGAUUCCUCGUACAACAAUAAGAUACACAACAGUGGUGGGGGUUUCGGACCAUUGGAAAAGAUAAGAGAGGAACCUGAAAAGGAGAGGGAAGAAGAAUCCGUCAAGUCCCGCCAUCAUCAUCAUCAUCAUCAUAGCCAACCUGGGAAUGGGAAUUUUAAUCCCAACAAGUCCUUGAAGAAUGGGAAUGGCAAUGCCUCCAAAAGGGCUGCUUUUAGUUUUAAAUUUGGACGAUUAACCGAAGGGGAACACGUCGCCGCCGGCUGGCCGGCCUGGCUUACAGCCGUCGCCGGCGAAGCCAUUGAAGGAUGGGUGCCUCUUAGGUCCGAUACAUUUGAGAGACUUGAGAAGAUUGGACAAGGUACUUAUAGUAGUGUGUAUCGUGCGCGUGAUGUGGAGACUGGUAAAAUGGUUGCUCUUAAGAAGGUUCGAUUUGACAAUUUCCAGCCAGAAAGUGUAAGAUUUAUGGCUCGAGAGAUAAUGAUUCUUCGCAAACUUAAUCAUCCCAAUAUAAUGAAGCUGGAGGGCAUUAUCACGUCUCGAUUAUCGACGAGCAUAUACCUUGUUUUCGAGUAUAUGGAACACGAUCUCUCUGGUCUGUUAUCUUGCCCUGAUGUCAAGUUUACUGAAUCACAGAUUAAAUGCUACAUGCAACAACUUCUGUGUGGACUAGAACAUUGUCAUUCGCAAGGGAUCAUGCAUCGAGAUAUUAAAGCAUCCAAUAUCUUAGUGAAUAACGAAGGGGUAUUGAAGAUAGGAGACUUUGGUCUGGCAAAUUUCAUUAGUGAUGGAAGGAACAGGCCGCCUCUAACCAGUCGCGUAGUAACUUUAUGGUACAGACCUCCUGAACUAUUGUUAGGAUCCACAAAUUAUGGGCUAACAGUUGAUCUAUGGAGCAUGGGUUGUGUCUUCGCAGAACUAUUUAUCGGAAGACCUCUCCUCAAGGGGAGAACCGAGGUUGAACAGUUGCAUAAAAUCUUCAAACUUUGCGGCUCUCCACCCGAUGAAUACUGGAAACAGUCCAGACUUCCACUUGCCACCAUGUUCAAGCCUCAGCAACCUUAUGAAAGUACACUCCGAGAAAGAUGUAAAGAAUUCCCAAAGUCUGCUGUGAAACUUAUCGAACAUUUUCUUUCAAUAGAUCCUCAGAAACGUGGAACUGCUUCAGCCGCCCUUCAGUCAGAGUAUUUCCAUACCAAGCCUUAUGCAUGUGAUCCUUCAAGCAUGCCAAAGUACCCACCUAAUAAAGAGAUUGAUGCAAAAUUCCGCGAGGAAGCCAAAAGGAAAAAAGUUGGAAGCACUGUGCGAGCUUCUGGAGCAACAAGAAAUCCAAGAAGAAGCCGAAGAAGUGUUCAAGAACCAAACAGUUUCUUCAAAGUUGUUCCAACAGAGGAACUUGAGGCCAAUAUUCAAGUUGCUCGAAGAAGCAAUGCUGGUGGUAACGCUAUCCUGAAAGGGAAGGGAGCAACUGUAUCUCGGAUGUCACUGAAACCUUCUGAUACAGUGUCAGAGGCUUCUCAAAUGACGGAACAAUCCAACGAUGACAGUAUUCGCUCAGUUCCUAUUGACAUGCCAACAUCAAGUAAUUUUUUGUGGGCAAGAAAGCGAAAACAAGAUGCGUCGAGGAAGAUAUACAGCAAUGCCACUUCAAGAAGUCAUAAGCUGACUUCACAUGAUCCACCCAGCCUAUUGCAAGUUGACACCACUUGGGACUCAGAAGGCCAAGAGGCUGAUGAUUUCUCAAACAGAACAUUGAAUGAUGUCAGAGAUACGGAUGAGAAUGCUCGUGCCAUGCACAAGCAACGUCUAAGGCCUCAAAGAUUAGAAACCUUCGAUUCAGCUGAUAUGUUUGAGAGUCAGGAGUUUUCAGUGGACUAUAAUUACCAACAGGGGCUGGUUAGAUCAGGACCUUUGCUAUAUCAGCAGCAUGGUAAUGACUCUAGUCAAGAUAGUCAAAUUCAGCAAACUAUUCGCAGAUCCCGUUUUUCUAGAGAUUUGCAGCAAUAACUCACAUGGCAAUGCAUAUGAUCCCAAAUAUAGAAUGAAGAGGUUGUACAUUUGGCGGUCAGCAUGGGAAUACUUCAGGACAACUAGGAAAAAUGAAACCAACACUUGUGUGUGCUUUACCUUCUCAAGGUUUUCUCCAUCUUUUAGCUUUGGUUUUUUGACCUUUUACCUGUUUAGGCACAGACAAUUUAAAGAAACAAAAGUACUUCCAGGGAUGGAGGGGGAAAACUGCCUGUGAAUAAACCUUUGAAUCCCAUGCAUGAUAAAUAUAAUAGUGGGAUGUAAGAAGAAGAAGAAGAAGAUGUAGAUAUAGCGAGGCUGACUGAGCGCGUAUUUUCAGGCACUCUCAAAUGCAGAAGCUGAUCAUUUUUGUGAUGAUGAAAUGCAAAAACUCCCUUACACUGUGAGAAAGAUCAGGCUUUUUUGCUUGCAGUAACAGUGAGAAUAUGAAUUGUAAAAAAGAAAAAGAGAAAAAAAAAAAGAAAGAAAAAUACUUUUUCAUUAUUAAUUUCUUUGCUGGGUAGUCAAAAUAGCAGCUUGGCUGAUUUUGAAAAUCACUUGACAACCUUCCAUAAUCCCUGUUAGUCAUCAAACAAAUGGAAGAAACACAAUUCUUUUAUUUAUUUAUUUUUUUGAUUCUUUUUUCCUUGACUCUCCAUGUAUGUAAAGAAAGUACAUAUAUAUAUAAAUAUUUAUAUAAGGAGGCUUUCUUCCUUUAUUUUUUUUUAGCUGUG